AUGAGUAGUCCACAGGUGCCCAAGAAAAGAGUGGCAUUUGUGCUGAUUGAUGGGUUGGCUGAUGUGUCACUGCCAAGGCUUGGAUUCAAGACUCCUCUUCAGGCAGCAAAACUACCCAACUUGGAUGCCAUAGCAUCUGCUGGAGUUAAUGGACUAAUGGACCCUGUUGAGGUUGGCUUAGCUUGUGGAAGUGACACUGCUCACCUCUCCUUGUUGGGUUAUGAUCCCAGGGUUUAUUAUCGUGGUCGAGGAGCAUUUGAAUCCAUGGGGGCAGGAUUGGCCAUGUCACCUGGUGAUAUUGCUUUUAAGUCAAACUUUGCUACCCUUGAUGAGAAAACUGGAACAGUUACCAGCAGGAGAGCUGACAGGCACUUUGAAGAAGAAGGCCCCAUACUUUGUGCUGCCCUGGAUGGAUUGAAGCUGCCAUCUUUCCCUCAAUAUGAAGUCAGAUUCAGGUGA
Messenger RNA from Sphenostylis stenocarpa, 459 nucleotides. The record is from the annotation of a GenBank genome assembly. Lineage: Eukaryota; Viridiplantae; Streptophyta; Magnoliopsida; Fabales; Fabaceae.